CCCAGCCUCGCCCGCCGCUGCCACAGCCGCCUCCGGCAGGUGCUGGCGCCCGCGCCCGGAGCUGGCCGCAGGUAGGUGUUGCAACUGAUAUAUGGUCCUCUAUCAAGGAGGCUGAGAGCAAGAGGUGAUCCUACAUACAGCACCAUAUAUGCUGCAAUAUUUGUACACAUCAAGCAGGCAUGGAUGGGAAGAAAUGCAGCGUGUGGAUGUUUUUACCUCUUGUGUUCACCCUGUUCACUUCAUCUGGGCUAUGGAUCGUAUAUUUUAUAGCUGUGGAAGAUAACAAAAUUAUUCCAUUAAACGUGCCAGAUCGGAAACCUGGUUCCAAAAGUCCCCCUUACAUAAGUAUUGCAGGUGAUGCACCCCCUGCAAGCUGUGUAUUUAGCCAAGUCAUGAACAUGGCAGCAUUUCUAGCACUUGUCGUUGCUGUUCUCCGCUUUAUACAGAUGAAGCCAAAGGUGCUAAACCCCUGGCUGAAUGUCAGCGGACUGAUUGCGUUAUGCUUGACCUCGUUUGGAAUGACCUUACUUGGCAACUUUCAGCUCUCCAGCGAUGAAGAAAUCCAUAAUGUCGGCACCUCCCUGACGUUUGGUUUUGGGACCCUGGCCUGCUGGAUUCAGGCUGCCUUGACACUCAAAAUAAACCUAAAGAAUGAAGGAAGAAAAGCUGGGAUUCCAAGAGUUGUCUUGUCAGCCACUAUAACCCUGUGUGUGGUCCUUUACUUCAUCCUGAUGGCACAGGGGAUCCAUAUGCAUGCAGCCAGGAUCCAGUGGGGCUUGGUGAUGUGCUUCCUCUGCUACUUCGGCACCUUUGCCGUGGAGUUCAGACACUACAGAUUUGAGAUCAUUUGCUCCGAGUACCAGGAAAACUUUCUGAGCUUUUCCGAAAGCCCGUCUGAAGCCUCCGAGUAUCAAACAGAUCAGGUGUAGCCCUGCCCUCGUUACAUGGCAGGUGGGCUGGUGUGGUCACGAGAUUUAACCCAUGACCUCAUUACAAUUUUUUUUGACAAGUUCAUUUUCCAUGUACAGUCACAGACGUAUUGCCAAAGGGCUCUGAGGGCAGGUGUUUAAGAGCAGAGCAAAAACCAAGGACCUAUCUGAUCAAAUCUGAAAACACCAAUGUAUGUGUAAAGAAAGGCCGACUGCUAAGUUUGUGCUAGAGAGGUCUCUCUCCUCAACCCCUGUCCCAUUCAUCUUAGAAAUAUCCUAAUCCUCACAAGGCCACUGUCAGAUAGGUCGUAUUAUCCUCAUUAUACAGCUGGGGAGACGACUUCUCCAGGGUGACAGGUCAGUCGGAGUUAGUACUCAGGCUCCUACUCCUGCAAUCAGACCACUAGACUGCACUUGUCUCAGGUUUCAAUUGGUUUUUAUUGCCUUGUUGUUGGACAGGGGUAACUUGAUUGUGAAGUGAGGAAGAAUUACCAGCUGGUUUCAUGGCAGCUGGACUUGGAAUCAGUCAGUGGAAGAAGAGAGCACAAACAUACUGGCCCUUGCUUAAGGAUAGGCACUUCUUCCCGUUUGGAAAGCAGGUAAAGGUGAGGCCUGGUUUGGGAAAAACUAGACAACUAAAAAGGUGGUGAAACAGACAGUGGUGGUCAGCGGAUGCCCACCUUGUUGUGGUACUGAGGCAGCCCACCUGCACCAAAGCGAAAAUAGAAAACGCAUCCCAACGCAGCGUGGGUGGGGCUGGGCUACAUCUCAGUGUGGUAUGGUCGGAGCAGCUGUGACCCACGGGAACAAACAGCACUGGGUUAAAAUGUGAACGUUUCUUCUGCCCAGCGGGGACCAAGAGGGUGUUUUUUUUAUUUGUAGUGCUUCCAUAAAAUACUGUGUAUAAUAUUUAGAAAGCUGCUUUUCUCACCGUUUCAGGGGAACCUUGUCUGAACUUAGUCUGAGUGAAGACUCUGGCUCAUGUCUGAUCAGAACAUCAUAAAUUCAGGCAGAUUUUACUGGAUGUAGGUUUAUUUGACUGCUUAUGCACUAACGGUGAAAUUCAACCUCUGCAGAGGCCUUUGCCUCAACUUACCUACCUAUGUGCCCAAUUCAGCAACGGACUCCGAUUGGUUGGAUCCCAUUGAAGCCAAUGGCAGCUGGAAUCCACCUGUGCAGUCUUUGUUGAAGGAUCAGGGUCAUAGGGCUUAAGUGUGACUUAAAUGGUGGACUGGCCUAGCUCUGGCCCUCUGCAUGGGGCUGAAUUCACCUUAAAAGUUCAGGAUAGUAAAGAAAUAGCUACAGGUAGAGAUGGCUAGACAAAAACCCCAACAGAACUCGGAGGAGCUUUCAUUCCAUUCCUAAAGGGGAUGGAGCUAUACUACCGAUGAUCUUGAUUCAAUGGCCAAAACGAGGAGACUUUUCAUACUGUAAAAUAAAUACAGCUCAAAGUAUAGAGCAGGUUGAAAAACCAGCAUUUCCAAAUCAAAAUUGUUUGGCUUUGGGGAGUUUAGUUUUUUGAGGAAAAGUCUAGAUUUUCUGCAGAAAGGACACGGUUGGCGAACAAUUUCAUGUUGACAAAAACCCAAUUUUCCACUGAAAUACAGUUUUGAUGGAAAAUUUUCAACCAGCCCUAUGAAAUUGAUUACUUUGGGGCAGAUUCUACACUUGAUUACCCUGGUGUAACUCCAGAGUAACUCCACUGAAUGGAGAGUUUACAUCUGGCUGCAGAAUUUGGGCCUUUAGUAAUUAUCUAAGAAUAGGAAAAAGUUAGCAGGACACUUUCAGGGAAGGGAACGUGUGGGUGUGUUAGUCAUUAAAAUGAAAUAGUGGUAGGUUUACCACCUGUUAGGGGAAGACUCAAAGUAACAUAAAGCCAAUCCACGUAUCUUUUCCUUUUCUUCACUGCCAGGGGAAGGGGAGACUGGUAGGAACACACAUAAAUGGAGAAUCUCACACACAUGUGCAUAUUGAGCAGAGAGUAGUAAGUUUUUGUUUAAAAAGUGUUUACUGUAAAUAGUCCACUGAGACAUUUUUUUAAAAUCAAAUAAUGUUUUUGUUUUAUCAUUUUAUAUUUUGAAAUUUUAUCAAAGAAAAAAAUGAAGUUUGUGAAUUUUUUCCACUGACAAUAUGCAAUCC
This is a messenger RNA of Terrapene triunguis (Three-toed box turtle), 3068 nucleotides long. RefSeq names its product transmembrane protein 150C (gene TMEM150C). Lineage: Eukaryota; Metazoa; Chordata; Testudines; Emydidae. The transcript is spliced from 9 exons. The record is from RefSeq and is a predicted model, not a curated record. The coding region runs from base 180 to 929 and encodes 249 amino acids.